GAAAAGCCUCUGUAACUGCAACAAUGCGACCCCCUUCACCGUCAAUACCCGAACGCGAGUUCAUAUUUACCUCUUUGACGCAGUCGCUGAGACUUGAUGGCCGCCAACUGCUUGAGAUGCGCAAACCCACGAUUACUUUUGGGGAAGAAUUAGGCUGGGUUGAAUGUUCUUUCGGAAAGACAAGGGUAUACGCUGCUGUUGAUGCCAAAAUGGUGAAGCCGCCCCCCGAACGUCCGUAUGAGGGCAUCAUCACGAUACACUCCGAGAUUUCCCCCAUGGCGUCGCCCGAGUAUGAACCUGGUCGAACGUCAGAAGAGGAGGUCACCAUUACCCGUAUGCUAGACAAAGUUCUACGGAGGAGUGACGCGGUGGAUAAGGAGUCGCUAUGCGUACUCGCUGGACAGAGAGUCUGGCAUCUGCGCUUGACGGUGCACUGCCUAGCGGAUGCGGGCAAUAUGCUCGACUGCGCGUGUCUGGCGGGCAUCGUCGCCCUUAAACACUUCCGACGGCCCGAAGUGGAAGUAGUAGGCGAUGAGGUGACAGUUCAUCCCCCGACGGAACGCGCCCCUCUCCCUCUAUCGUUACAUCAUACACCAUUAUGUCUCACCUUUGCGUUCUUUCCCGAAUCCUCAUCAAAAACGGCAACCUCGACAUCGAGUACGAAAACUACGACAGUCCUGGACCCGUCCUUGCUCGAAUCCAGACUGGCCACAGGCUUCUUACAUGUCGCUCUGAACGCCCAGAGGGAACUGUGUGUGGUCCAGAAGGCUGGAGGAGUGCCCCUUACCGAGGAUGAGAUCCUCCCGCUGAUCAAGGAGGUAGCAGUGAGCAGGGUACGAGAGCUUGACGCCAUCGUCGAGUCAAGAUUGAAGGAGGACUGGGAGCAACGUAAAAAGUUUGUAGAAGUUAGGUGA
Molecule: messenger RNA, 914 nt
Organism: Gloeophyllum trabeum ATCC 11539
Lineage: Eukaryota; Fungi; Basidiomycota; Agaricomycetes; Gloeophyllales; Gloeophyllaceae
Product: ribosomal protein S5 domain 2-like protein
Exons: 6
Coding region: 24-914 (296 amino acids)
Biological process (GO): U4 snRNA 3'-end processing; nuclear mRNA surveillance; exonucleolytic trimming to generate mature 3'-end of 5.8S rRNA from tricistronic rRNA transcript (SSU-rRNA, 5.8S rRNA, LSU-rRNA)
Cellular component (GO): cytoplasmic exosome (RNase complex); nuclear exosome (RNase complex)
Source: RefSeq, a predicted model, not a curated record